CGUCAUUCAGUGACUCCAUACUUUGUUUUCAUGAGCCGGCAGUUAUAUAAACAUAACUCUUUAACUUGUGCGUGCCACUCAUAGUAUCGAAACUUGAUAGGAAACUAUCUCCCUCGUUUUGACAGUUGCUUCUUCGUGAGCCUUUCGCACAGUGUAAUUGAAAAUUCAUCAUAAAACAAAGUAGGAUGGAAGUACCGACGGAAAAUCUAAUGAAAGUUUUUACAUUUUGGAGUGCGGUUCUCGUGCUAAAAUUGUUAGCAAUGGUUCCGUUGACCGGUCGAUAUCGUUUUGGAAAAAGGAUAUUCGCCGCUCCCGAGGACUGUGGGACAUUGAGGAACUCCAAGGUGGUCUACGACGAUCCUGAUAUCGAACGAGUUAGACGCUGUCAUCGAAAUGACCUCGAGAAUAUCCUUCCGUGGUUCAUCGGAACAUACGUGUAUCUCGGAACGAAUCCGUCGUACUACUUGGCCAGUAUGCUCAUACGAAUAUUCGCCCUUUCGCGAAUCGCUCACACCCUUAGUUACGUCAUAUUCCAGACCCAGCCGUCAAGGGCGAUCGCAUUUUUUAUCGGAUAUGGAAUUACGGCCUACCAAGCUAUUGUUACUAUGUGGCAUUACAUGUGAAUACAGUGAAUUUGUACAAAAAUCUCAUAUUUUUUCACGAACAAAAUAAAAAUAAAUUACACAUA
Molecule: messenger RNA, 688 nt
Organism: Venturia canescens
Lineage: Eukaryota; Metazoa; Arthropoda; Insecta; Hymenoptera; Ichneumonidae
Product: microsomal glutathione S-transferase 1-like
Exons: 2
Coding region: 186-623 (145 amino acids)
Cellular component (GO): membrane
Source: RefSeq, a predicted model, not a curated record